GAUAUGCAUUCCAAAUUCGGUUUCUGAGCAGUAAACAUCUUUCAACAUUUUAGAUUUUAAAAAUAUAACAAUUUUUUAUUUGUUUCUUUUGGCUAUUUUAAGAUUUAAGACUUUGACUAAGAGAUACGUAUACGUAUAGUAAUUUUUAAAGGAAAGUGUGCAAGAUGUCAAAAACCUAUUCAGUUCAGGCGGACAAUGUUUGUUUUACCAAACACCACCAGGGCCAAUGGUCACGCUUCCAAAUCUUGGCCUGGAUCAGCUAUGAAUUAAACACACAUCUAUACAAAGUCGAAGAUCUUGGCACUGGCGCUGCUUAUUGCUGCCUUAUGGACAAGCUUUUCCCCGGAACCAUAGAUAUGCUCAAAGUUAAAUGCCUAUCCAACCAGGAGUACGAAUUCUUGGCCAACUUUCGACUUGUACAGAAUGCCUUUGACCAGGUCAAGGUGGCAGCACAGAUACCGAUGGCCCAACUGGCAAAAAGACGCCUGAGCGAUAAUCUGGAGUUUGCCUGUUUUUUUAGGCGGCUCUACAUAAGAAACUAUGAGAAGCUUAUCCGACAGGGCUACGAUCCUGUGGCUGCCCGCGGCAACCAGUUCAUCGGGUUGGGUUCUUACCGAUCUCCUACAAGGAGCCAGGUUCAGGCUAUGCAGUUUCAUCGAAGGGAUGUCAGGGUCUCCACUAAUUGGGAUAUAGUUCCGCGCAAGCUGAAAGAAGAGGUUUCAUCUAAGAACGGUGAAGGUGACCAGCUCUGUGUGGAAGGAUAAAGACUUUCUUAUUAGGCAAAAUAAGUAGUGUAAUAAAAAUUGUCAAACAUCUUCUUAAAAAACUGUAUUAAGUAAAUUUUAAAAUGAUA
Molecule: messenger RNA, 853 nt
Organism: Drosophila kikkawai
Lineage: Eukaryota; Metazoa; Arthropoda; Insecta; Diptera; Drosophilidae
Product: microtubule-associated protein RP/EB family member 1-like
Biological process (GO): regulation of microtubule polymerization or depolymerization; spindle assembly; protein localization to microtubule
Cellular component (GO): microtubule plus-end; microtubule organizing center; spindle midzone
Molecular function (GO): microtubule plus-end binding
Source: RefSeq, a predicted model, not a curated record